AUGAAGAAGACUGUCCCGUUACCGGAGCACCUUGCACCAGCCAAGCAUAUGAUCGCAGCGUCUGUGGGGGAAGUCGCUGCGUGCUUAAUUCGCGUACCGACUGAGGUCAUCAAGACGCGUAUGCAGACAUCAUCAUAUGGUGCUUUGGGAAGCUCAUCGUAUGCUGCUGCAAAGUUGGUCCUGACCAAUGAUGGCCUGAAGGGGUUUUAUCGAGGGUUUGGGAUCACAGUAAUGCGUGAAAUUCCGUUCACGUCUCUCCAAUUCCCAUUGUACGAACUCCUGAAGCUCAAACUGUCUCAACGACUUGGUCGGAAGCCUCUAUAUGCCCAUGAGGCAGCCAUCUGUGGAAGCAUAGCUGGAGGCGUUGCUGCCGCACUAACAACGCCUCUCGACGUCCUCAAAACACGCGUCAUGCUUGACUUACGUGAUUCAUCGAAGGAGAAACUUCCACCCCUGGCGAUACAACUAAAAGCCAUUUACGUCAAUGAAGGCGCCAAGGCGCUUUUCGCAGGCAUCGUACCCCGUACUCUGUGGAUAUCUGCCGGAGGGGCCGUUUUCCUCGGAGUGUAUGAAUGGGCCGUGCAUGGACUGAUGGGCAUAUAG
Molecule: messenger RNA, 603 nt
Organism: Cyclocybe aegerita
Lineage: Eukaryota; Fungi; Basidiomycota; Agaricomycetes; Agaricales; Hemipholiotaceae
Source: the annotation of a GenBank genome assembly